Messenger RNA from Leptopilina heterotoma, 1113 nucleotides. RefSeq lists its product as uncharacterized. The record is from RefSeq and is a predicted model, not a curated record. The coding region runs from base 1 to 1113 and encodes 370 amino acids. The transcript has 2 exons. Lineage: Eukaryota; Metazoa; Arthropoda; Insecta; Hymenoptera; Figitidae.
AUGUAUCGUUCAAAUUUGAAAUUUAUGAAUUUAGCUGGAAUUGUGAAGAGUGAGGAUAUUAAAAGGUACGGUAUGGAUGCAGUUCUUGCUCCUAUUGUACAAAAUAUUCAAUCUUUAGCAAACGGAGUAGAGUUGGAAAAUGGGGAAAUUAUACGUGGAAAUUUGUUUGUUGUCUGUGGAGACAAUCUUGGUCAGCACAAACUGUGUGGAUUUAAGGAGGGUUUUACUGCAGCACAUCCUUGCAUGGUCUGUGAACCCAGAGUUUACAAAAAUUAUUUGCGUCAAGUAAAUGAAAUUGAAAACGCUGUUGGCGAGGAAAGGAUACGACUUUCAAAAUUAUACGGUAUAAAUCGAGAUACCAUUCUAAACCAGGUAGAGCACUUCAGUCCUGUUGUCAAUAUUCCACCUAAUACUAUGCACAAUUUUCUAGAAGGGGCAAUUCAAAAAAAUAUUCAAUGUUAUUUAAAAAAGAUAUGCUUUGCAGAUGGGAGAAUUACACCUGAAGAUCUUAACGGUAGAAUUCAAGAUUUCGAUUAUGGAUACACUGAGUUAUUAUUCAAACCAUCUUUAAUUAAAAAACAGCACCUUAUAAAGAAUUUUCAUCAAUCUGCAUCGCAAACAUUGCUUUUGGCAGUAAUUUUACCUCUCAUUUUGAGAGAUAUAGUAGAUGAUGAUUACGAGUGCUCUAGUAAUUACUCAAAAUUAUUGGAAAUAACCUCUAUUGUAAUGGGUCAUUCUAUAAGUGCAGGAAUGACAGAUUACCUUGCAAUAUGUGUUGCAGAGUAUCUGACAGAUUUUAAAAUGUUAUACGCCCCAAAUGUCAAUGAGAAUGUGAAAAAGGAAGCAAUGGAUAUUGACAAUGGCAUUGAUAAUGGUCAUGUAAUUAAAAAUCUUGAUGUAGAAAGUGAUUCUGAACACGAAGACGAGCAUUUGGAAUCGAAGAAAUUAACUCCGAAACAACAUUCAAUGGUUCAUUGUCCUCGACAUUUUAAAAUAUUUGGCUCAUUGGUACAAUUCUGGUGCAUGAGAGUAGAAGCAAAAUAUUCGGUAUUUAAAAACAAGGCAAAAUGUGUCCAUAAUGCCAAAAAUCUUGCUUUGACAUUAGCAAAUUGA